Molecule: messenger RNA, 1197 nt
Organism: Pelecanus crispus (Dalmatian pelican)
Lineage: Eukaryota; Metazoa; Chordata; Aves; Pelecaniformes; Pelecanidae
Source: RefSeq, a predicted model, not a curated record
AUGCAGAAGAUGGCAGAGCUGCUGGGGCUCGGGGACGAGUGCAGGGAGGGGGCUUCGGGGGCUCCUGCGCUUGCCAGCUCCUGCCUUGCAGACAACAGGCUGAACCUGGAUGUUUAUCCUGACGGCUGCCGCCAGUUCCUCCAACUGUUCAAGGGGCGACAGGGAGAGGUGGCACAGGUGGAGUUCCUCCGGCUCAGCAGCAACGAUCGCCUCCUUGGCACCACGCUGGGCAUCCUUCCUCAUCUGAAGCACCUGAAGUCCCUGGUGCUCAAAGGUGGCCAUGCCAGGGAUGAGUUUGGUUCGUGUCAGCAUGGCUCCCUGACAAGCUUGCCGCCAGAUGUUGGAAGCCUGAGGUGUCUCACCCACCUGGAUCUCAGCUUCAACAGCCUCUCCACCUUGCCCAGCUGCAUCCUCCACCUCCCCAGCCUCCGCGUGCUCCUGGUGAGCCACAACAGCCUGGUGGCACUCCCUGAGGGCUUUGGCUCUCUGAGCAAGCUGACUUUCUUCUCUGCUAUGAAAAAUCAGCUGAAGGACUUACCUCAGAGCAUUGGGGAGCUGGCAGUGCUGCAGGACCUGGAUCUCUCGGAAAAUGCUUUGGAAUUCCUCCCUGAAGAAGUUGGGAAUCUGCACAACUGCACAGAGCUGGAUCUCUCUGGGAAUCGCUUAUCAAGCAUCCCAGACUCCUUAGCCAAUUUGAAGUCUCUGCGGCGGCUGCACCUCCAUAGCAAUCUCCUGGUGACGGUCCCUGCCUCGCUUGCCAGCCUGCCCAACUUGUCCAGACUUGAUCUGCAGAACAAUUGCCUCCGUGCCGUCCCCCCUGAGAUCCAGACCUCACCAUUCGUGCACCUCCGAGGCAAUCCCUUAGGAGAAACUGAGCCAUCCCCCCAGGCUGAUGAAUCCAGUGCCGGAGGGCUACAAAGACUCUUCCUUGCAUCAGGGGAGGACAGCUUUACUGUCACCUCUGAAGGCUGCAAAGUGGUCCUGGCCUGUGGCAUCCAUUUCUACUUUCCACCGGGGGCUGCCUCUGACCCUCUGCGGAUCUACUUCCGAACCCUUGCACCAGACCCUCAGUGGGUAAAGCUGAGACACCAUGAUGUCCUGCUAAGUGGAGUCCUGGAGCUGCAGCCUCAUGGGGUCAAAUUCCAGCAGGUGAGGACUCAUGCAGGCUACCUCCUGAUCAAUCUGCCUCUGCAGUAG